Molecule: messenger RNA, 3565 nt
Organism: Carlito syrichta (Philippine tarsier)
Lineage: Eukaryota; Metazoa; Chordata; Mammalia; Primates; Tarsiidae
Gene: LATS1
Product: large tumor suppressor kinase 1
Exons: 7
Coding region: 139-3534 (1131 amino acids)
Biological process (GO): positive regulation of apoptotic process; regulation of organ growth; G1/S transition of mitotic cell cycle
Cellular component (GO): spindle pole
Molecular function (GO): protein serine/threonine kinase activity; ATP binding; protein binding
Source: RefSeq, a predicted model, not a curated record
UUAUUUAGAUUGUAAAGAAUUUUAACAUUUCUGAGGAUUUCCUCGAAGGAUCAUUUUUACUUUGCUCAAAAGAAAGCUCUGAACCUAUCAAGAUUUUUAAAGAAGUCCUUAGAGUGGGUUACAUAUAUAGAUGUUUUCAUGAAGAGGAGUGAAAAGCCAGAAGGGUAUAGACAAAUGAGGCCUAAGACCUUUCCUGCCAGUAACUACACUGGCAGCAGCCGCCAGAUGUUGCAAGAAAUUCGGGAAUCCCUUAGGAAUUUAUCAAAACCAUCUGAUGCUGCUAAGGCUGAGCAUAACACGAGCAAAAUGCCAACUGAAGAUCCUCGACAAGUCAGAAAUCCACCCAAAUUUGGGACCCAUCAUAAAGCAUUGCAGGAAAUUCGAAAUUCUCUACUACCAUUUGCAAAUGAAACAAGUUCUUCCUCCCGAAGUACUUCAGAAGUUAAUCCACAAAUGCUUCAAGACUUGCAAGCUGCUGGAUUUGAUGAGGAUAUGGUUAUACAAGCUCUUCAGAAAACGAAUAACAGAAGUAUAGAAGCAGCAAUUGAAUUCAUUAGUAAAAUGAGUUACCAAGAUCCUCGACGGGAGCAGAUGGCUGCAGCAGCUGCCAGACCUAUUAAUGCCAGCAUGAAACCAGGGAGUGUGCAACAAUCAAUUAACCGCAAACAAAGCUGGAAAGGUUCUAAAGAAUCCUUAGUUCCUCAGAGACAUGGCCCAUCACUAGGAGAAAGUGUGGCUUAUCAUUCUGAAAGUCCCAGCUCGCAGACAGAUGUUGGAAGGCCUUUGUCUGGAUCUGGUAUAACAUCAUUUGCUCAAGCUCACCCUAGCAACGGACAGAGAGUGAACCCCCCACCACCACCUCAAGUAAGGAGUGUCACUCCUCCACCACCUCCAAGAGGCCAGACUCCUCCUCCAAGAGGUACAACUCCACCUCCCCCUACAUGGGAACCAAACUCUCAAACAAAGCGCUAUUCUGGGAACAUGGAAUAUGUAAUCUCCCGAAUCUCUCCCGUUCCACCUGGGGCAUGGCAGGAGGGCUAUCCUCCACCACCUCUUAACACAUCCCCAAUGAAUCCUCCUAAUCAGGCACAGAGAGGCAUUAAUUCUGUUCCUGUUGGCAGGCAACCAAUCAUUAUGCAGAGUUCUAGCAAAUUUAACUUUCCACCAGGGAGACCUGGAAUUCAGAAUGGCAGUGGUCAAACUGAUUUUAUGAUGCACCAAAAUGUUGUCCCUGCUGGCACUGUGAAUCGGCAGCCACCUCCUCCAUAUCCUCUGACCCCAACUAAUGGACAAAGCCCUUCUGCUUUACAAACAGGGGGAUCUGCUGCUCCCUCAUCAUAUACAAAUGGAAAUAUUCCUCAGUCUAUGAUGGUGCCAAACAGAAAUAGUCAUAACAUAGAACUGUAUAACAUUAAUGUACCUGGACUGCAAACAAAUUGGCCUCAGUCAUCUUCUGCUCCAGCCCAGUCAUCCCCAAGCAGCGGGCAUGAAAUCCCUACAUGGCAACCUAACAUACCAGUGAGGUCAAAUUCUUUUAAUAACCCACUAGGAAAUAGAGCAAGUCACUCUGCUAAUUCUCAGCCUUCAGCUACAACAGUCACUGCAAUUACACCAGCUCCUAUUCAACAGCCUGUGAAAAGCAUGCGUGUGUUAAAACCAGAACUACAGACUGCUUUAGCCCCUACACACCCUUCCUGGAUACCACAGCCUAUUCAAACUGCUCAACCCGGUCCUUUUUCUGAGGGGACCACUUCAAAUAUGACUGUUAUGCCACCUGUUGCUGAAGCUCCGAACUAUCAAGGGCCACCACCACCCUAUCCAAAACAUCUGCUACACCACAACCCAUCUGUUCCGCCAUAUGAAUCCAUCAAUAAACCUAGCAAAGAGGACCAACCUAGCUUGCCCAAGGAAGACGAGGGUGAAAAAAGUUUUGAAAAUGUCGAUAGUGGGGAUAAAGAAAAGAAACAGAUUACAACUUCACCCAUCACCGUAAGGAAAAACAAGAAAGAUGAAGAGCGAAGGGAAUCUCGUAUUCAAAGUUAUUCUCCUCAGGCAUUUAAAUUCUUUAUGGAGCAACAUGUAGAAAAUGUACUCAAAUCUCAUCAGCAACGUCUACAUCGUAAAAAACAAUUAGAAAAUGAAAUGAUGCGGGUUGGAUUAUCUCAAGAUGCCCAGGAUCAAAUGAGAAAGAUGCUUUGCCAAAAAGAGUCUAAUUACAUUCGUCUUAAGAGGGCUAAAAUGGACAAGUCUAUGUUUGUGAAGAUAAAGACAUUGGGAAUAGGAGCAUUUGGUGAAGUCUGUCUAGCAAGAAAAGUAGAUACUAAAGCUUUGUAUGCAACAAAAACUCUCCGAAAGAAAGAUGUUCUGCUUCGAAAUCAAGUUGCUCAUGUUAAAGCUGAGAGAGAUAUCCUGGCUGAAGCUGACAAUGAAUGGGUAGUUCGUCUAUAUUAUUCAUUCCAAGAUAAGGACAAUUUAUACUUUGUAAUGGACUAUAUUCCUGGGGGUGAUAUGAUGAGCCUAUUAAUUAGAAUGGGCAUCUUUCCAGAAAAUCUGGCAAGAUUCUACAUAGCAGAACUUACCUGUGCAGUCGAAAGUGUUCAUAAAAUGGGUUUUAUUCAUAGAGAUAUUAAACCUGAUAAUAUUUUGAUUGAUCGUGAUGGUCAUAUUAAAUUGACUGACUUCGGCCUCUGCACUGGCUUCAGAUGGACACAUGAUUCUAAGUACUAUCAGAGUGGUGACCAUCCACGGCAAGAUAGCAUGGAUUUCAGUAAUGAAUGGGGUGAUCCCUCGAACUGUCGAUGUGGAGAUAGACUGAAGCCACUAGAACGAAGAGCUGCACGCCAGCACCAGAGAUGUCUAGCACAUUCUUUGGUUGGGACUCCCAAUUAUAUUGCUCCUGAAGUAUUGCUACGAACAGGAUACACACAGUUAUGUGAUUGGUGGAGCGUUGGUGUUAUUCUUUUUGAAAUGUUGGUGGGACAGCCUCCUUUCUUAGCACAAACACCAUUAGAAACACAAAUGAAGGUUAUCAAUUGGCAAACAUCUCUUCACAUUCCACCACAAGCUAAACUGAGUCCUGAAGCUUCUGAUCUUAUUAUUAAACUUUGCCGAGGACCAGAAGAUCGCUUAGGCAAGAAUGGUGCUGAUGAAAUAAAAGCUCAUCCAUUUUUUAAAACAAUUGAUUUCUCCAGUGACCUGAGACAGCAGUCUGCUUCAUACAUUCCUAAAAUCACACACCCAACAGAUACAUCAAAUUUUGAUCCUGUUGAUCCUGAUAAGCUAUGGAGUGAUGAUAAUGAGGAAGAAAAUGUCAAUGACACUCUCAACGGAUGGUAUAAAAAUGGAAAGCAUCCUGAGCAUGCUUUCUAUGAGUUUACCUUUCGGAGGUUUUUUGAUGACAAUGGUUACCCAUAUAAUUAUCCAAAGCCUAUUGAAUAUGAAUACAUUAAUUCACAAAGCUCAGAACAACAGUCGGAUGAAGAUGAUCAGCACAGAGGCUCAGAGAUCAAAAAUCGAGAUCUAGUAUAUGUUUAACACACUAGUAAAUAAUUGUAAUGAGGAUUUG